This is a messenger RNA of Funneliformis mosseae, 261 nucleotides long. NCBI's taxonomy places the organism in Eukaryota, Fungi, Glomeromycota, Glomeromycetes, Glomerales, Glomeraceae. The record is from the annotation of a GenBank genome assembly.
AUGCCUAAAGCCAAACCUACAAAGAAAGCUACCAGUGAGCGUGUCCUUCCAAAUUGUUAUUAUAAAGAAUACUUUGGAGGGGACGGGGAAGCCCUAAUUCCACGUGGAAAGAGAAAACUCUCUCCAUAUAACGCCUUCAUGAAGUCUGAACUACCUAAAGUUAAGGCUGAAAAUCCUGACCUUGAACAUAAAGCCGCUUUCAAGCUUGUCGCUGAACGGUGGAAGAACAGCCCUGAUAAUCCGAAGAACCAGACAAGUUAA